GAAAAUAAGAAGAUUAUUUAUGCUAUAUUUUUGUUGGAGAGGAGAUUAAGUUUUACCCUAAACUGUUAAUGUUUUAAAAUUCAGUUCCCAUUUAUUUUUCUCUUUCAUUCUCGCCAAAUUCAUCAUCGGGCAGUGCUUCUCCGGCGAAACUACGGUUUCAUUAACAAAUUCACCGUAAAACCCAAUUAUCUCUGCCAAAGCUCCAGCUGGGCACUCCGGCCAACUCUCUUGGCCGGUUCUUAACAUUUCAUCGCGACCAGCAGCACAAGAUUCUGCAUAAUACAGAACUGUUGCUGAUCAUUUUGUGAUGGAUCAUUCACGAUCAGUCUCCGGGAUUGGUGAAGAUAAUGUUGGGAUUCCAGAUGAUUUGCGUUGCAAGAGAUCAGAUGGGAAACAGUGGAGAUGCACUGCCAUGUCCAUGCCAGAUAAGACAGUAUGUGAAAAGCACUAUAUUCAGGCAAAGAAGAGGGCUGCUAAUUCUGCAAUGCGAGCUAAUUUAAAGAAAGCCAAGCGAAAGUCCUUGGGUGAAAGUGAUAUUUACUUAGAGAGUAAGAGUGAUGAUUUUGAUGUGCCACUUGUGACUCCGAAAGUUGAGGAGUAUUCUGCUCCUGUCCAUAGGAAAAAGUACUUUGAGAAGGUAUCCAAGAAUCAGUUUCGCUACUCUCCUGAAACUCCACCAGUGAGAAGUUUUUCUGUACGAAAUUCUCCGAAGCUAGAUGAUGAUUCACAUUUAGACUUAGCGCAGUAUGAAGAGAAUUUCAGAUCAUAUAAAACAACGCCUAAUUCUGCCGUGGACUCAUCCAGAAACAGAUCACAGAGAAGCUUUGAUGCUAAUGCGACGACAGUUUCGGAGUACUCUGAUCAAAGCACAGAAUCAUCUGAAGAGACUGGUGGCCAAACAUGCCAUCAGUGUCGAAGGAAUGACCGAGAAAGAGUUAUUUGGUGCCUCAAAUGUGAUCGAAGAGGAUACUGCGAUAGUUGUAUAUCUAAAUGGUACCCGGACACCUCAGUGGAAGAUAUUCAAAGAAUAUGCCCCGCGUGUCAUGGUAAUUGUAACUGUAAAGUUUGCUUACGUGGAGAUAAUUUAUUAAAGGUAAGAAUAAAGGAGAUCCCUGCCCUGGAUAAAUUACAAUAUCUCCACUGUCUGCUAUCUUCGGUGCUUCCUGUUGUCAAGCAAAUCCAUCAUGAGCAGUGCUCUGAGGUAGAAUUGGAGAAAAGGCUUCGUGGAACUGACAUUGAUCUUUCAAGGACACGAUUGAAUGUAGAUGAGCAAAUGUGCUGCAAUUUCUGUCGAAUUCCCAUCAUUGAUUAUCAUCGGCAUUGUGCAAACUGCUCUUAUGACCUUUGUCUUAGUUGCUCUAGAGAUUUAAGGGAAGCAUCUGUGGCUUGUAUUAAUGGAGUUGCAGAUAGUAAGAUUGGCAGAGAAAGUGAAGAUAAGGAGUCUGUGGUGGAGCUACUGCCUAGGGUCAAACUGAACUUUUCAGACAAAUUUCCUGAGUGGAAAGCCAACAGUGAUAGUAGCAUUCCAUGCCCCCCAAAGGAGUACGGUGGCUGCGGAUAUUCAUCAUUGAAUCUAAGUCGCAUUUUUAAGAUGAAUUGGGUAGCAAAAUUGGUGAAAAAUGUUGAGGAAAUGGUAAGUGGGUGUAGGGUUUAUAGGGAUGCCAACAUGGAGAAAAUCAUGUUUAAUGAUCCUAGGCACUGCCAAUAUGCUCAUCGGGAGGAUGGUGAUGCUAAUUUCUUGUACUGCCCUACGUCAGAAGAUAUUAAAUCUAGUGGGGUUGGUGACUUUAGAAAGCAUUGGGCUAGAGGUGAGCCCAUCAUUGUUAAUCAGGUUUUUGAUAGUUCAUACUCUUCAAGUUGGGACCCAAUGGUGAUAUGGAGAGGGAUACAGGAGACUAAGGAUGAGAAAUUGAAAGAUGAGAACAGAAUGGUAAAGGCGAUAGAUUGUCUUGAUUGGUCUGAGAUUGAUAUUGAACUUGGUCAGUUUCUAGAAGGAUAUUCUGAGGGACGGCUCCGUGAAAAUGGUAAGCAAGAGCUAUUGAAGUUGAAUGAUUGGCCUUGCCCAAGUGCAGCUGAGGAGUUCUUAUUGUACCAGAGACCUGAAUUUAUUGGUAAAUUGCCUUUACUUGAGUAUAUCCACUCCAAGUGGGGUCUUCUCAAUGUUGCAGCAAAACUCCCACACUACUCUUUGCAGAAUGAUGUGGGGCCUAAGAUUUUUACUUCCUAUGGGACAUACGAUGAACUUAGUGAGGGCAAUUCUGUCACCAAUCUUCAUUUCAACAUAAGAGACAUGGUGUAUCUUUUGGUGAAUACAUGUGAGGUGAAAUUAAAAGGUCAGCCAACAACAAAGAUUGAGAAGAUGCCUCAAGCUUUUGAGGAAUCUGAGGAGAAAGAUACAGAAGGAGAUGGAAAAGUAGGUGGGGACGAGGGUAGGUCACCUGAUAUAUCACUUGGGGAACACAGUUUGGAAAUUGAAAAUCAUGCAAAUUUGGAUGAAAAUAGAGAUGUUGAGAUGAUGGAUCAAGGGAUUGAUAAUACUUGUAGUGUUGGAGAUGCUGCCAUUGGGGAACACUCAAACCAGAAUGGUGGAGAUGUUUCUGAAAAGACUCGUCCAGGAGUUUUAUGGGAUGUUUUUCGCCGUGAAGAUGUUCCAAAAGUAUCUGAGUACCUGAGAAUGCACCAGGAGGAGUUUGGGUUGCUCGACUGUGAAUCAUAUGAUUUUGUUACAAGGCCACUUUAUGAUGAGAGGUUUUUCUUGAAUGUGUAUCACAAACAAAAACUGAAGGAAGAAUUUGGAGUUGAGCCAUGGUCCUUUGAACAGCAUCUGGGGCAAGCUGUAUUUGUCCCAGCUGGGUGUCCUUUUCAAGUAAGAAAUCUUCAGUCCAAUGUUCAGUUAGGACUUGAUUUCUUAUCUCCUGAAAGCCUGGGGGAGGCUGUAAAAUUAGCUGAAGAAAUUCGCUGUCUUCCGAAUGAGCACGAAGCAAAACUUCAAGUAUUGGAGGUAGGGAAGAUAUCACUUUAUGCUGCUAGUGCAGCUAUUAAAGAAGUCCAGAAACUGGUGCUUGAUCCAAAGCUUGGCUUAGAGCUGGGAUUCGAAGAUCCUAAUUUGACAGCCGCAGUUUCUGAUAACUUAGAGAAAAUGAUCAAGCGAAGACAGAUAACUUGUGCUUGAAUUAGUCUAUAUAUGUACCUAAUCACACACUUAAAAAUAUAGGAAGAUUCAAGUCACCCUGAUGGCCAUGAGGCUCGGAUUUAUAUUCAAUAUGUAAAUUUAGUCAUGUAUAAAUCUAAUUUUUUGCACUCACAAAGUUAGGUGUUGGUACCUCAUAGUCAUCUCAAGAAAAACAAUCUGUCUAAUCAAUUUAUAUACUAGAAUGUGCUUCUUUUUUGGUUUUU
Molecule: messenger RNA, 3396 nt
Organism: Cannabis sativa
Lineage: Eukaryota; Viridiplantae; Streptophyta; Magnoliopsida; Rosales; Cannabaceae
Product: E3 ubiquitin-protein ligase JMJ24
Exons: 14
Coding region: 308-3172 (954 amino acids)
Biological process (GO): regulation of transcription by RNA polymerase II
Cellular component (GO): histone deacetylase complex; chromatin
Molecular function (GO): transcription coregulator activity; histone H3K9 demethylase activity; chromatin DNA binding
Source: RefSeq, a predicted model, not a curated record